GCAGUAGUGGCCGUCGUGAGUUGUGUUAUGCGUUCUCGUGGCCACUAGGCCACUUUUCUGGGCCAUUGAGCGAACUCGUACCAAAUGCCCUCGUAUGCCCUCGUGAUAUACUCUUCUAAAUGCCAUGCGAGGGGCGACUGGGAUCCAGGCCUGAUGCUCCAGCUCGUACGGUCUGGGUGCACACACAGAGGAUCCAGAUGACCAGUACCUAGUCGGGGAACCCAGAGGGUGUAUCGCCCAGCUGGGCUGGGGGUGAAUACACAGAGGGUGUAUUCGCCACCUGGGCUGGGGAUCUGCGACUUACAGGAAGAAGGGACCUUAUACUACCUUCACAUGCUGACGCGCAGCGGAGAUAAAUCCUGGUAGAGAGAUAGAAGCCACCUCACUGACCUCUCUGCUUUCAGGCUUUUAUCUUUAAUUCUGCCUUUUUUAACAGCACCCACUGUAAUCGAACGCACAAAGCUGACCAUCAGUUCUGUUUUCCUAACCCCCCCUCCAUGUCUUCCCUUGGGCCGUGAACACAGACAGGUCCAAGUCCGUCCAAGAUUGUAUAGUGAUCAAUUUGUUGUUCAUGAGCGUGUGAUUGGGUGUUCACCAGCAUGUGUCAAAUGUGCCACCCUCAAAUCUUGUUUUGGCACAUUACCCGUCUGACAUAACAAAGUCAUGCAGAGCCUGACACCUCUCCCACUGCAUGUUCUGGGGUGAGGGGUGGAGGGGUAAGCAAUGUGUUUCACUGGACAUAGAGAAAUAAUGUAGUUUCCUGAUUGAUCUACUGGACUUUGCAUAUGCAGCCUGGUCUGCCUACUGUCUUCGAGACUCAGUACAAUGUCCUCCUGAUACCUUCUCUGACUCCAUUCUCUGGACAUGCCCAGCUCCCUAUGCUUAAUCCUCAUCCAGUGUUAAUUCAUGCAUUUAUUGAAUCAACAAAUAUUUGCUGAGCGUCUACUAUGUGCCACACAUUGUUAUAUCUGGAUAUGCAGCAGUUCACAAAACAGCCAAAGUCCCUGUAGUCAUGGAACAUCCAAUAGUGAUCACACUAUAUUGUAUUCUCUGUUCCUGGGUCAGUCUCACCUACCAAACUUGGGAGUUCCUGGAGCACAGUGACAGGUUCUGACUCUUACCUGUAGCCCAAGGCAUGGCCUUGCUUACAGAAAACUUGCAUAUCAAUGAGUAUGUUACAGUCGCCCCAUCACCUUGGCUCACCCCAUGCCCCAUCUUCUGAUCCAAGGUAUUGGAGAAGUCACCAGAUCUCAUACCUCUUAUAACCCCUCAAAUCAAGACCCUGAGGUUCUGUAAAUCUUUUGAGGUUCCUGAAGGGUAGGAGGCAGCUCAAGCUCAUCCCUGGGGCUGGUAACUUGAACUGCAGGUCUCAGGUGACAGCAGCAGCCUCAGCAUGAAUAAUUGAAAGCCAUUCCAGCCUCCUGCCUCAGGGUUAUCCCCCGCAGCAGGCCCUGGACUCCGCCACCUGUCCUGUGCUCUGGUCCUCCAGCCCAGGUAAGCAGGGCCCUGGAUUGUGGGUUCCCAAGCACACCAGUUCAAGCCCACCACAUCACUCACCUAUUCACACCCAUCCAUACACUCUUUCAUUUUUACUCCCCGCCAUCACCAGGGGCCUUGCAAGAAGGCCGGCAAGGAGGUCAGAUCUGGAUGAGGAAGAGAAUGGUCCAGGACAUGGGAGGAGAGGCCCAUUCCCCAUAGGUCCCUGGAGAGAAGAGCUGAGUAGAGGGAAAAUGUGUGCUGUGUGUUAUGUGUAUGUACACAUUUGUGAAGGGAAUUCUGAGACAGCACAGGAGAAGAGGGGAAUACGGCGGAGAGGAGAUGGGGCUGGAGAAUUAUUAAAGAAUCAAAGACUCCUCCCAUCCUCAGGGAAGAGCAGGCAGAGGGAGAGUCCUGGGGUGGGAAAGAGGACAUCUCACUCUAACACCCUAUGGGGUAUUUUGAUUGCAUUUUACUGAGGCAGGGCACAGUGAUAGUGAAGGUGUUUUUGACUGCAAAUCUAUGCUCUUUUGCUACACAGCAGUGGUCAGAGGAGACCAGGCAGGCAGAGGGUAGGGUUGGGGGAAGAUAUCCCAGAGGUGAAUUAGUGAAAGGGGUCCUGAAGAAGGGGUGACUUCAAAGAUAAAGAGAAACAAGUCAGGGGAACAAUGUGAAGAUGGGACCAGGGGUUGGGACCGGGAAGAGGUGGUUUGGGGCUGGGUGCUGAAAGUAGACAGUAUAGAGUCCUUGAAAGUACACAGGCUUGGAAUCACACUAACCUGGAUUCAAAUCCCAGUUCUGCUCUGUGACUCUGGACAAAAGACUUAGCCUUUCUGAGCUGUGGUUUGUGAAAUAUAAGGAUAAUAAUUGCUACUGGCAAAAGCUACACAAAUAGGCAAAUUGUGGGUAUGGGAUUCCCUCCCUACCUCCCUCCACCCCAGGGCCCAGGUAGGGACCAUGUCCCCUGCCAUUGCACUGGCCUUCCUGCCACUGGUGGUAACAUUGCUGGUGCGGUACCGGCACUACUUCCGAUUGCUGGUGCGCACGGUCUUGCUGCGAAGCCUCCGAGACUGCCUGUCAGGGCUGCGGAUCGAGGAGCGGGCCUUCAGCUACGUGCUCACCCAUGCCCUGCCCGGUGACCCUGGUCACAUCCUUACCACCCUGGACCACUGGAGCAGCCGCUGCGAGUACUUGAGCCACAUGGGGCCUGUCAAAGGUCAGAUCCUGAUGCGGCUGGUGGAGGAGAAGGCCCCUGCUUGUGUGCUGGAAUUGGGAACCUACUGUGGAUACUCUACCCUGCUUAUUGCCCGAGCCCUGCCCCCUGGGGGUCGCCUUCUCACUGUGGAGCGGGACCCACGCACGGCAGCAGUGGCUGAAAAACUCAUCCGCCUGGCCGGCUUUGAUGAGCACAUGGUGGAGCUCAUCGUGGGCAGCUCAGAGGAGGUGAUCCCGUGCCUACGCACCCAGUAUCAGCUGAGUCGGGCAGACCUGGUGCUCCUGGCACACCGGCCACGAUGUUACCUGAGGGACCUGCAGCUGCUGGAGGCCCAUGCCCUACUGCCAGCAGGUGCCACCGUGCUGGCUGACCAUGUGCUCUUCCCUGGUGCACCCCGCUUCUUGCAGUAUGCUAAGAGCUGUGGCCGCUACCGCUGCCGCCUCCACCACACUGGCCUUCCAGACUUCCCUGCCAUCAAGGAUGGAAUAGCUCAGCUCACCUAUGCUGGGCCAGGCUGAGGUCCAGGCCCAGGGGUACUUACUGAUGCCCACCCCCACCCCCACCCCCACCCAAGCAGGGACCUCAAAAUCCCCUCCCUUUCCUGUUUGGGGCCUUGACACAUGCCGGGCUCAGGGCUAGGGAGUCUCUCUUCCCACCUCUGACCUCUUUCAGCCUCUACACUGACCUCAAGUGUCAAGUUCUAUCAGGCUGCUUGGUCUCACUAGGCCCCCUCUUUCCAGAGAGAACCAUGGACUGACAGCAAGAAGCCUGAGCUCCCGACCCAGCUCUGUCACUGAUUUGCUGAGUGACUCCAAGGGAAUCCCCACUUUGCUCUGAGAUUUAAUCUUCUCUCUUAACACGAAGGAAGCUGGAUGGGAGAGCUCCAGGGGCCUCCCAGUUCUCGGCCUCAGAAAGCCUCCCAUCCUCAGCCCAUGCCAUUCUGGGUGGGAUCAGAGGAAGUGGCAAUGAGUUAGACGCCCUGCAGGAAUAGCUGGAUGCAAGCUGGGCCACAGAAAAUGGCACAGAACCCUGGACCCAGGGCCAGGGAUGUCCUGGCCUUCCCUAACUCUGGUCCACCUAGCCAAUUAGGUGUGGCUGAUGU
Messenger RNA from Gorilla gorilla gorilla (western lowland gorilla), 3794 nucleotides. RefSeq names its product transmembrane O-methyltransferase (gene TOMT). Gene Ontology annotation, biological process: catecholamine catabolic process; developmental process; dopamine metabolic process. NCBI's taxonomy places the organism in Eukaryota, Metazoa, Chordata, Mammalia, Primates, Hominidae. The record is from RefSeq and is a predicted model, not a curated record. The transcript is spliced from 3 exons. Bases 2434 to 3210 code for a protein of 258 amino acids. Gene Ontology annotation, molecular function: catechol O-methyltransferase activity.